AUGAAAGCAGUAGUCUUUAAAGGACCUCUCCAAGUGGCUCUGGAAGAGCGCCCCCGGCCCCAGAUCCAAGACCCUACAGACGCAAUUGUCAAAGUGCGAUACACAGCGCUAUGUGGAAGCGAGCUUCAUGUCUUUCGAGGUCAUCAACCCUCCAAGACUGAGUUCAUCAUGGGCCAUGAGUUCACCGGUGAGAUCGUCGAGCUGGGAUCCGACGUUCAUUCCUUCCGCCAGGGCGAUCGAAUCGUAUCGCCAUUUACUAUCAGCUGCGGAGACUGCUUCUACUGCGGCGAGGGGUUUUCAUCGCGCUGUGUCAAGGGGCAACUCUAUGGAAGUGCAGUGCUGGAUGGGGGCCAGGCGGAGUAUGUCCGGGUCCCGUUGGCCGAAUCGACCCUGUUUCAUGCACCAGACGCCAUCGACGAAAAGAAGCUUGUUCUGAUGGCGGAUAUUUUCCCAACCGGUUAUUUUGCCGCAAGUAAUGCAUUUCGAGGACUGGGACCGUCCAAAGUCCAGCAGAGUACCGUCUUAUUGUUUGGAUGUGGGCCUGUCGGGAUUUGCGCUUUGAUCAGCGCACUGGAGCAUCGACCGAAGCAUUUAAUCGCCAUUGAUAGCGUCAAGCCUCGUUUAGAGCUGGCGGAAAGACUGGGAGCCGAGUCUUGGAAUUUCCAGGAGAAUGAGGAUGGCCUUCGGAAGCGGGUGAAAGAGCUGACGGACAACCGCGGUGCCGAUAUCGUUAUCGAGGUGGUGGGCCACAGCAGUGCGCUACGAAUGGGAUUCGAGAUGCUUCGCCCUUGGGGAGUGCUUUCCAGUGUUGGCGUGCACAACGGCGAGAUACCGUGGACAGGAAAUGAGGCCUAUGGGAAGAAUCUGCGUCUGCAGAUGGGACGCUGUCCAGUUCGCAGUGUUUUUGGAGAGGCUAUGGAACUGCUGGUAAAGAAGCAAGAUAUGCUCGAUUUCAUGGCCGAUGAUAUUCGGCCCCUGUCCCAGGCUGUGCAAGCAUACGAUGACUUCAACGGUAUGAAAUCACAAAAGAUCAUAUUUGAGGCAGACAAAUGA
This is a messenger RNA of Penicillium oxalicum, 1053 nucleotides long. Its product is annotated as alcohol dehydrogenase family protein. The record is from RefSeq and is a predicted model, not a curated record. Gene Ontology annotation, molecular function: zinc ion binding; oxidoreductase activity. The coding region runs from base 1 to 1053 and encodes 350 amino acids. NCBI's taxonomy places the organism in Eukaryota, Fungi, Ascomycota, Eurotiomycetes, Eurotiales, Aspergillaceae. The transcript has 5 exons.